AUGGGUGUGGCGGCGAAAAUAGCACCGUCGAUGCUGUCCUCGGACUUCGCCAAUUUGGCAUCGGAGGCCGAGCGCAUGCUCAAAUUUGGCGCCGAUUGGCUCCACAUGGACAUCAUGGAUGGGCACUUUGUCCCAAACUUAACACUUGGUGCACCCGUCAUUCAGAGUUUGAGAAAGCACACAGAGGCGUAUUUGGAUUGUCACCUUAUGGUCACAAAUCCUCUUGAUUAUGUAGAACCUUUGUCGAAAGCUGGUGCUUCAGGUUUUACAUUUCAUGUCGAGGUAUCCAAAGAAAAUUGGCAAGAACUUGUUCAAAGAAUUAAGUCCAAGGGCAUGAAGCCAGGUGUGGCAUUAAAGCCCGGAACACCAAUCGAAGACGUUUAUCCUCUGGUUGAAGGUGAAAAUCCCGUGGAAAUGGUCCUUGUUAUGACUGUAGAACCUGGAUUUGGUGGACAAAAAUUCAUGCCAGAAAUGAUGGAGAAGGUGCGCACGCUGAGAGAAAGGUACCCUUCGCUAGAUAUAGAGGUAGAUGGUGGCCUAGGGCCUUCAACCAUUAACACGGCAGCUUCGGCCGGAGCCAACUGCAUAGUUGCUGGAAGUUCAGUGUUUGGAGCCUCAGACCCUAGUGCAGUAAUAUCCCUUUUGAGAAGUAGUGUUGAGGAAUCUCAACACAAAAGUUGA
Molecule: messenger RNA, 681 nt
Organism: Prunus armeniaca (apricot)
Lineage: Eukaryota; Viridiplantae; Streptophyta; Magnoliopsida; Rosales; Rosaceae
Source: the annotation of a GenBank genome assembly